Messenger RNA from Sphenostylis stenocarpa, 1554 nucleotides. The record is from the annotation of a GenBank genome assembly. NCBI's taxonomy places the organism in Eukaryota, Viridiplantae, Streptophyta, Magnoliopsida, Fabales, Fabaceae.
AUGGCCAUAAGGCAGCGACCACCCAUUAACAAUGUCCAAGGAAAGCGCAAAGGCAAGGUAAGGAAGCAAGAAAGUGGCGUGAUGUUGACAAGUGGGGGAGAUAGACAUAUAAAAAGACAAGGGCGGCCGGUAGUGGCUGAGUGGAAUUUGUCUAUGAAUAUGAUCAUGCUGGUCAUGAUUGACAAGUAUGCCAUUGCCAUUGCCAAUGCCUUUGCCUUACAUAGCGGUGGGGGAUUUCAGAUCACAAACCAACUUGCUAUUAAAAAUGAACCCUACUUUUCCAUCUCUACGCGCAAUUCAAAACCAGUUUUUACGAUUGUGGGGGUUCAUGCUGCAGGUUACCUUUUAUUGAGGGAAGUUGGGAUUGGGACCUCUUUGGAAUCAAGAUCCUUUUUGGUUUUGGAUUGGUGCCAUUCUAACCUCUUUGAUGUGACUGCCCCUUUGGCCCCGUUUACCUUCAUAAUUCUCUCCCCUUCUUCAUGCUGCUUAACUCCACUCUACAUGCUAAUUGAUAACCAGGUGGCGUGGCUAGUUAUAAAAGUGGAGGCCGCAACGAUCAUGGCAACAAAUCACAUGGCAAAACAUAACAAUCUGAAGAAUGCUAUCAUGGCAUUCUUUGUCCCUCUACCCUCCAUCCUAUUCUACCUCUCAUUCCAAUCGGCCAUUAGUGGCUACCCGCAGUCUCCAUCUUCUUGGUCAACUCUCUGGACAUGGUGCUAUCACCAUCCUUUGCUAUUAGCCAAUGUCCUUUUCUUCUUCAAUGUCAAUCUUCUGUUCUGGCUCAUCGCCUUAAUCCAAUCCAGCCACUGGAUGAUUGACCCGUAUUGGACAGUGAUACCUCUGAUGCUUGUUCAUUACUACUCAACUCACCCUUUGGCUCAAUAUAACUGGUUGAGGUCGAGGAUGGUGAUCUUGCUGACUUGGGUGUGGAGUAUUAGGCUGAUCCACAACUACUUCAGGCGAGAAAAGUGGCAGUGGGGUGCCAGGGAGGAUUGGCGUUUCACUGAUUUGAGCCAUCAGUACGGAAAGCAUUGGUGGUGGACUUCCUUCUUCGCCAUCUACGUCCCUCAGCAGGUUUUUCUGAUUGGAUUAUCAUUUCCAUUCUAUGUUAUCCACUCGCUGAGUGAGCCUCUGGGCAUGUGGGACUUUGUAGGCACAGUCAUGUGUAUCUCUGGCGUUGUCAUAGCAUACAUUGCGGAUACUCAGCUUUACAACUUUGUGAGUAGAAACAAGGAGCUAAAAGAGGCAGGUAAGGAGGUGGUUCCUAUUCUCGAGGAAGGGUUGUGGUAUUACUGUCGGCAUCCGAAUUACUUUGGAGAGCAAAUGUGGUGGUGGGGAGUGGCUGUGUUUGCUUGGAAGCUGGGAGAGGGAUGGACCUUCAUGGGGGCAUUGGCUAAUACCAUAUGCUUGGCUUAUGUCACAAAGCUCGUGGAGGAGCGAAUGCUGAAAGAACAUAGCAGAGAAGAGGCGUAUAGGUUGUAUCAGAAGACAACUUCCAUGUGGGUGCCUUGGUUCAAGUCCUCUCCUUUGGGACUUAAAUCUAAGAAUGCUUGA